Molecule: messenger RNA, 654 nt
Organism: Carassius auratus (goldfish)
Lineage: Eukaryota; Metazoa; Chordata; Actinopteri; Cypriniformes; Cyprinidae
Product: sterile alpha motif domain-containing protein 15-like
Exons: 3
Coding region: 243-587 (114 amino acids)
Molecular function (GO): protein binding
Source: RefSeq, a predicted model, not a curated record
CAGGCCACGCCUACAGCGAUGACGUGGUUGGGCUGCUCUAACAGCUGCUUUAGUAUUUUUUGAUAAUUGUAUUUUCAGUUGUAUUAACCUUCUCAGUUUCUAAUAAAGAUAAAGGUCAUCUAUCUAUCUAUGGUCCUGUAUAACUCUAUUCUAACUCUAUUAUACGGUGGUGGUGAUGUUGUGAAUCGAACGGCUCUGAGGUCUGUUGGCUUGUUGACUGGUCUCCAUGGUAACGCAGCAGCAUGGCGUUCCUGCGCUGGAGUGGUGAGGAUGUGGCUCGCUGGAUCGAGUCUGUCGGGUUCCCCCAGUAUAAGGCGUGUUUCACUCAGAAUUAUAUCACGGGCAGAAAACUGAUUCAUGUCAACUGCUUCACCCUGCCACGACUGGGAAUCACUGACUUCCAGCACAUGCAGCUGAUCUCAGCUCAGGUCAGAGAACUGCUGGACGUCUCGGAGCCGCGCUGGAACCAGAGCAUCGCUGACCCUCUUCACGAUGAGCGGACGGUGUUCCUGCAGAAGAAGAGCAGAAGCGGUCAGCAGACAGAUUCCCUCACAUACGAGCAUCUCCUCCAGAACAAGAGCCAGUAAACCCAUCAAGACAUUAUCAUAAACAUAUAUAUACAGUAUAUAUAAUAAACAGCUUCUGAACAUGCUA